Molecule: messenger RNA, 2453 nt
Organism: Aspergillus heteromorphus CBS 117.55
Lineage: Eukaryota; Fungi; Ascomycota; Eurotiomycetes; Eurotiales; Aspergillaceae
Gene: vps27
Product: ESCRT-0 subunit protein VPS27
Exons: 5
Coding region: 122-2275 (717 amino acids)
Biological process (GO): protein transport to vacuole involved in ubiquitin-dependent protein catabolic process via the multivesicular body sorting pathway; protein targeting to vacuole
Cellular component (GO): ESCRT-0 complex
Molecular function (GO): ubiquitin binding; metal ion binding; phosphatidylinositol-3-phosphate binding
Source: RefSeq, a predicted model, not a curated record
CCUCUCUCUUUUCUGUCCUCGCGGGCCAUCCCCCUUCCCUCCCCCUCCCCUCGCUGCUACCCAACGUCAUCGCGAUCCUGUGCUCCGCCCGUCCUCAGAUCAUCCGUUGCGCACCGUCAACAUGGCGGGGUGGUUUUCUUCAACGUCGCCCAUCGACGAACAGGUGGAAAGGGCCACCGGGUCUUCUUUGGAAGACAUCCCUCUCAACCUAGAAAUUUCCGACCUGAUUCGAUCGAAGGGGGUACAGCCCAAGGAUGCGAUGAGAUCCUUGAAACGCCGACUAGAGAACAAGAAUCCUAACAUACAACUGGCAACGUUGAAGUUGACUGAUACGUGCGUGAAGAAUGGCGGCACCCAUUUCUUGGCAGAAAUCGCGUCGCGCGAGUUCAUGGACAAUCUCGUCUCGCUCCUCAAGACCGAAGGGGCUCCGUUGAAUUCGGACGUGAAGUCGAAGAUGCUGGAGCUGAUACAGGACUGGGCCAUGGCGGCUCAAGGCCGUAUGGACCUGAGUUACGUCGGAGAGACCUAUCGACGCCUGCAGGAUGAGGGCUUCCGCUUCCCUCCGAAGACCCAAAUCAGCGGGAGCAUGUUGGAGAGCAGCGCGCCUCCUGAGUGGAUUGACUCCGACGUUUGCAUGCGCUGCCGCACCCCCUUUAGCUUUAUGAACCGCAAGCACCACUGCCGCAAUUGCGGAAAUGUCUUCGAUGCGCAGUGCUCUAGCAAAACCCUCCCCUUGCCUCACCUCGGAAUACUACAGCCUGUUCGAGUGGACGAUGGAUGCUACGCCAAGUUGACUUCGAAGCCGUUCCCCCCGACCGGGCUUUCGGACCGGUCCGCAUUCAAAAACAACUCGAUUACCAAGUCCAGCGUGAUGGAGCCCCGAGGGGCUAGAGCAGAGGGUGGCUUUGAUGACGAUCUGCGUCGGGCAUUGCAGAUGAGCUUAGAGGAGGCGCAGAAUAAGGGCUCAGCUGGUUAUAUCCCCCAAAGCCGACCGGCCCAGGAGCCUCCCAAGGCACCCACUCGAGCCAGUAUCGAGGAAGAUGAGGACGCGGACCUGAAAGCUGCGAUUGAAGCAUCUCUACGCGACAUGGAACAACAUAAACAAAAGCAUGCAGCCGCUUUGAAGAACACAACGUCCUCAGAUACCUCGUCCCAUCAGACCCCCAGUGCGACCCCGUUACCCAAGAACCCGUAUGAGCUCAGCCCGGUUGAGGUCGAGAACAUUCACCUUUUCGCCGCUCUCGUGGAUCGGCUACAACACCAGCCCCCGGGGACUAUACUACGCGAACCUCAAAUCCAAGAAUUGUAUGAGAGCAUCGGCGCCCUUCGUCCAAAGCUGGCGCGGAGCUAUGGAGAGACUAUGAGCAAGCACGAUACACUCCUUGACCUACAUGCCAAACUGUCGACAGUUGUCCGAUACUACGAUCGCAUGCUCGAGGAACGUCUAUCCAGCGCAUACUCGCAACAUUCGCUCGGUUAUGGCCCGGUCCCUGGUGGUUCGCCAUACCCGAACAUCUACCCUUCGAUGCCUGCUCCCGCGCCUGAUGGGAAGACUGGAUCGGAAGGCUACUAUUACGGCAACCCGGUGGCCGAGACCUACCAAAGCUCAAGCACACCUUAUUCGCAACCCCAGCCCGAAAGGGAACCGCACGACAGAGUCGGCUCACACGCUGGCACUAUGAGCCCUGGCGCAUACCCGCAUCCCUCCCAGGCCAUCCCACCCACCGCGCCCUGGAACGGGAGCACCCAUGCCGUUGCGUCUCCGCAGCCUUCAAGUGCCGGCCUGGCCUACCCCAGCAACCCUUCGGCCUACCCCGGGUCUGCCGCCCCCGCACAAUACUACACCGCUCCCCCGCCCCUGGAGCAGGACACCAAACCCGUUCAGCAAGCCCGACAGUUCGAAUCCGACACGCCUUACCAGACCUCGCCUGUCAUGCAGCGCAGCUCACAAUAUGAACCGUCCGCACCGGACCUCGCCCCCACGGAGCCGUUGCCAGCCCCCGGCUACAUGCAUCUGGCGGAACCUCCGGCGAUGCAACCCAACGGCCAACCUGCGCUCCAGCAUCAGCCGACCGACCCAUCCACCGCAUCGUUCUAUGCCCCACAUCAGCCUCCACAGGGACCUUCCUUCCCGCCCUAUCCGCAGGGCACCCCCGUCCACCCCAGUCACCACGUUGGGGACGUAUCUCCCGUGGGCAUGCCGGCGCCCCCUCAGCAGUAUCAGCAACCGGCGCCUUCCCGGCCCGCCGUGGAAGAAAGCCUGAUCGAGCUGUAGGGGCCGGGGAAUGUGGCCUGGCCUGGCCGUAGCCUAGUACAGCAAGGAGUCUCGUGGGUAGCAUGGCUUGGUUUUCCGUCCCUAAUGCUUUCUUAUGCUUUCUUUCUUAUAUACUACUGUUUUGUCACCAUGAUACCAAACGGAUUGGUUGUUUGCAGGCCCCGAAAUUGAAUGUACA